This is a messenger RNA of Funneliformis caledonium, 257 nucleotides long. The record is from the annotation of a GenBank genome assembly. Lineage: Eukaryota; Fungi; Glomeromycota; Glomeromycetes; Glomerales; Glomeraceae.
AAUCUUCUAUAGGAAUACGGCUCUGGCUUGUACUCUCUUCAAUUCAUAUAUCAGAAAGUUCAAUGACAUUCCUCAUUUCAAACUCUCUUUCUUUCUUCAUAUUUGAUUCUUUUAUACGCGGAUCAACUUUACGACCAUUACAUGAUUUACAAUUACAUGUCACAUGUUUUCUGGUAGAUGAUUUAGAAGUUUUUGAUAUUUUGGAUAUAUUUUCUUCAAAAACUUCUUUCGAUUAUACAAAAUUUCUUUUGAUUUGC